CCCACUGGUUCUACUAAGCCAACCUUCCCGCCGCCCUCUCCCAGAUGGGAUCACCGCCCUCUACCGUCGACUCCCCCGACCUCCCUCCCCCGUCCUCCCCAUGUCGGAACCCCGAUGCCAUUCUCCUCGGCCCUCCGCUUCGCCGGCGCUCAUGGACCUCGACCUCGACGUCUCCCCGUGGACGUUCGAUCCGAGCCCCUUGGUCGCGAGCCUCCCCUCCUCGUUCCUCCUCUCGUCCUCCUCUCCGCUGUUCUUCCCUCCUCCGCCUUCGCCGCUUUGGAUCUUCGAAGAUACUGCUGCCGUCGUCUCAAGUUCUCUCGCCGACGACCCGGGGUUUUUGAAGGGUAAUCAUGACAUGAGAAAUGCAAAGGCUAACAUGGCUGAUAGCAAAGCAAUGGAGCUACAAGUUCCAGCAGUGGAGGAGUUCUCGGAUGGUUCCUUUGUGAUCAAGGAGAGGAUGACACAGGCACUUCGGUACUUUAAGGAGUCAACAGAUCAUCAUGUUCUGGUUCAGGUUUGGGCGCCUGUAAAGAACGGGGAUCGUUGUGUUCUCACAACUUUGGGACAGCCCUUCAUUCUAGAUCCUGAGAGUACCAAGCUUCUUCAGUACAGAACGGUGUCUCUAAUGUACAUAUUUUCGGUUGAUGAAGAUGAUGAUGCCGAUCUGGGUCUCCCUGGCCGUGUUUUCACAAGAAGAAUGCCAGAAUGGACACCGAAUGUGCAAUACUAUAGCAGCAAGGAGUAUCAGCGCCUUAAUCAUGCUCUCUGUUAUAAUGUUCAGGGGACCCUGGCAUUGCCAGUUUUUGAACCAUCUGGUCAAUCCUGCAUUGGUGUAGUUGAGGUCGUCAUGACAUCGCAAAAGGUCAAUUAUGCUUAUGAGGUUGAUAAAGUUUGUAAAGCUCUAGAGGCUGUUAACCUGAAAAGUUCUGAGAUUUUGGACCAUCCAAAUGUUCUGAUAGCCAAUGAUGGACACCAAGCAGCUCUAGCCGAAAUUCUUGAAAUCUUAACACUGGUCUGUGAAGCAAAAAAGUUGCCGCUUGCUCAGACUUGGGUUCCAUGCAGGCAUCAAACUGUUCUGACACAUGGUGGUGGUCCUAAGAAGAUUUGUUCAAGAUUUGAUGGAAGUUGCAUGGGACAAGUCUGCAUGUCAACAACAGAUGUUGCCUUUUAUAUUAUUGACCCUCACCUGUGGGGAUUUAGAGAAGCUUGUGUGGAACAUCAUUUGCAGAAGGGACAAGGAGUGGCUGGCAAGACAUUUGCACAACGUAGGCCAUGUUUUUCUAAAGAUAUUACCAAGUAUUGUAAAAGUGAGUAUCCUCUUGUACAUUACGCACGGAUGUUUGGUUUAGCUGGAUGUCUUGCCAUAUGCUUACGAAGUAACCAUUUGGGCGAUGACGAUUACAUAUUGGAGUUCUUCCUUCCGGCUGAUUGUAAAAGCCCUGGUGAGCAACAGGAUUUGUUGAAUUCCAUUUCAGGUUUGUUGAAACAGUGUUUUCAGAAUCUAAAAUUCAUAACUGAGGUUAAGUUUCAAGGAGGAAAGUCUCCUGAAGUUGACUUAAUUGCGGAUGGUAGCUAUGAAUUGCGACCUAGACUCAUAUAUAGUCCACGUGGUGACACUCAUGUCCAUAUACCUUCUGAAGCUAAUAUUGAUGAACCUGUAGACAAUGAUGACUCACUAAAUGAGGAAAAUGCAACUCCUGAUUUGCAUGGGCAGCAUUUGGCUACAGAUUCAAAUGUCAAAAAGAAUGGUAACAAACUUUUAGACUCAACUGCGUUGGACAACAAAACCAGCUAUAUACCUGCAAAGCGGAGAGGCAAACCAGAGAAGACGAUCAGUUUAGAGUUACUUCAGCAAUACUUCUCUGGGAAUCUUAAAGAUGCUGCAAAGAGUCUGGGAGUUUGUCCGACAACCAUGAAGCGCAUCUGUCGGCAUCAUGGAAUUUCCAGAUGGCCAUCUCGGAAAAUUAAUAAGGUUAACCGGUCUCUUUCCAAGCUGAAGCAUGUGAUCGAGUCGGUCCAAGGUGCUGGGUCUUUGGAUUUGACCUCUCUAUCUUGUCCACUUCCAGUUGCUGUUGAUUCUGUUCCAUGGCCUGUUGAUUUGGAUAGUUUGAAGGACUUACAAGAUGGUGUUAAGAGGAGUGAAUUUUGUGAAUUUUCUCCCGAGAUACCCUGUGAUAGAGAAGAUCAACAGGACCAACCUGUUUCUCUUCGGGUACAUGUUAAAGAACAAGUCGAUCCUCAGCUUAACCCUGUCAUGGAUUCUCGUCGCUCAACAGGAAGCUCUUCAGAAGGAAGCAUGGAUGCCCCUACUUCCCAAGGUUCAUGCCAGGGAAGUCCAGUUAAUAAUUUCUUUGUGAGUAGCCAGCCAGCAUUGUCGGACUUAAAUCAGGCACAAGGCACCAAUUGUUCCUCAAAACUCACAUUACAAAAUGCUUGCUAUUGGAGUCUGCUGAAUGAAAACUCACUACCUGUUGCUGUCAAUUCGAAGCCCCAACUACCAGUUGGAGUGCUAAUAAAAGAUUCUGGAAGCUCAAAAGAAUUGAAAAUUAAUUGUACUUUUGCAGGGGUGGGUUCCCGGGAUGAACCUGCCAUGAUUCUAACUCGUGAUACCUCACAACCUUGGGUGUCACAAGAAACUAAGGCACUGACAAUCAAGGCAAGUUACAAAGAAGAUAUAAUUAGAUUUCGAUUGCCACACAAUGCUGGUAUCUUGGCUUUGAAGGAUGAAAUUUCAAAGAAGUUGAAGUUGGAAGUUGGCACUUUUGAUAUCAAGUAUCUUGAUGAUGAUCAUGAGUGGGUCAUGUUGACCUGUGACUGGGAUUUGGAGGAAUGCUUAGAUGUUUCGAGAUCUUCUGGAGCUCAUAUAAUCAGGCUAUCUGUGCAUGAUACAGUGACCAAUCUUGGAAGCUCUUGCGAGAGUUCAGAGGUUGAUUAUCACAAUUAUGUCACCAGACAGUUCAACGUCGGUUAAACAUACAUUUCAGAGAUCAUCUUACAAAUAUUCUCUAAAAUGGCACCAGCAUCUGUGCAGGAACCACGAGUCAAAAGAAGAGAAAGAAACAAGUCACAGCAAUCUGUAUAUGAUGGACCAGACCAGGAUAUAAAAUGGCAUCAUUAGCACUACCUACUGACUGGGAAAUGUAGAACUGUAAUGAAGUUGUGUUCGAUAACUCUGGAAGACAGUAAAGUACUAUGGAUUCAGAAGCCAAGUUUUGUUCUGAGGAUUGUUCUCACUACUUGUGGUGCCGAUCGAUUUCUGAUCUAUGGUUGAAAAGGGUACUCGAUGGUUACUAAGAUCUUUAAUAAUUGAUAUUGAUGAUACAUGCAAAAUCUACCUCGACUAAACUUUGCUUAUGAUGACUCUGUUCCCCGAAUACAAGAAGAGGUUUGCGGAGAACUGUUCCCUUGGCAAGGCAACUCAACAUGCAGGUCGGGAUCAUAAUAUUUUGCAUGCAUGAAUAACAUGUGCAUGAUCUUCUGAGUUCUAUAUGAAGGUGUUGAAUAUUGACCAUUGUUUGGUAAAUACUCCUACAUGCAUAUAUCCUUUUAUAAUUUCUUAAGCAUAGAUAAAUGACUUACAAACAAAAAGAUAAACAAAAUGUUGCAAUCUUUACAAUUCUUCUUAGAUUUCAAAACUGCUACCUUUUUGAGCUACCGCUCAGGCAUAUAGGCCCUAAUUCAAACUUGGACAAGCUCGGGUAUGUUUAUGCCAACUCAUAUUGUCCUGGAGUUUAAAAAUCGUCUCUGUUCAAACUUAGGGUUCAAGUUCAUGUGUAAAGGUUGAGCAGCUGGACUUGAUCUGACUAGUUCUUUAAUAAACAUCCACACAUUGUGGUAUAGAUCUUUUAAACCUCCCCUUCCCCAUUUUAUUUCAUCAACUUUGAAUCGAACUCUAUCAACUGCUUCCUUCUUUUUUCCUUUUUGUGUGUCUUGUGCCCAUUGAUCGUGGACCUGGCUCAACAGCAUUGUUUCUUUCUGAUGAUGCUGAUUGCUAUUAUUACCUCAGCCAUCACAUAAGUGUGGAAUCCAUAGUCUGUAGGGCCUCUGUAUGUGAUUGUGUGUUCACGAAUGUCAAAUCUUUCAUCCCUUAAUCGCACUGAAAAGCUCCUGUUGGUACCUCAUGUGGUGAUCCUAUAGGCCAUCCAUCUUUGAGAAUUCUUCCAACCCACGAUUGCCCAAGCCUAUCACACUUUUUCUUGUCUUUUCUCAGUUUCCCAUUUUAUUCUCCUUCCUGUGUAUCUGUUACCUGCAGUAGCCAUUGACCUCCUGCUCCUUUCCACUUCUUUCUCUUUUGAAGUUGAUAGUUACAUACCGAGUUUGAUCAAUUCUAGCCGAUUCCAGACAAUUUCAUGACAAAAUUGAAAAAAAUCAAUCUUAAAUUGGAUCAGUCUUGACUGAUACCAAUACAAAUCAAGUUUAUUAGAUAUAUGACUAGAUGUGCUUUAAUUAUUAUAUUUUAUUUCCUAGUGAAUGGAUUUAUUGACAUUUAAGUUGCCCUAUACCUUUAUUUAAAUCAGUUACCAUGUUGUUCGGUGGAUAUCUUAUCCUGAUUAUUCUCCAUUUUCAACUUCUAUUGCGACAGGUAACACCGAUUCACUAAAUUCUCUUUUGUAGCUAGUGAAUCAAGCCAUGGGACUUCGUGUUCAUGGGUUGGCUCUGAACACUACAGUUGCUGCGAUGAGAGUAAAUGCUCUGCAUUGCUUAGGGGAAUUGGUUUCAGCACUCGAUAAACUUGCGAUUUUGGACAUCUUGCUAGCACUUCAACGUUGUACCGCUAUCGACUACUCGACACCCACCCUCGUGCACACUGGGAGUGGCAAAUUGUAUUUAUAAACAGGUAUGCAAAGCUGCAUUUAUCUCCUAGAUACUAUUCUCUGUUAAGCUUAUUCUUGCAGCUGACAUUGAAUGGUUACCGCAUUCCAUUUACAUCACACGUUAGAUGUGCCAUCUUUUCCAAGCUUCACAAUUCUCGGCUUUUUAUUAUUCAGCAUGGCACAGAAUUUGCCAUUGAGCACGUGCUUUCCCUACUUUUCCCACUGCGUACUGCCCAGCAAUUGAAUGUUCAGCAAUUCACUUAGUACGUACUCUUCAUUAAGGAUAUCAUAAGUAAGAUAGAAGAGAAACGUGGUGCGACCAUGUCUGAUUCUGGUGCCUCACAAGUCAAAGUGUCAUCUGCGUUAGCCAACGAGCUUCGUUCUGAACCAUUACCAAAAUCUAGUGCACAAAACUCAUUGACAAAGAGCAGGCCCUCAUGCGAUGAAGACUGGGGUCCAACAGUAAAGAAGACUACCAAUGCUUCACUUCCUACGGAGUUCAGCCAUCAGCCUGAACAAUCAUUUCCGAUUCUGCAGUCAGCACUUGAGCCUGCUAUUCCCUUGCAGUCUCUUUUGGCCGUGCCUAUCCACCAAACCUCCAUGGCGUGCACUCCUGUUGACAUUGAAUGGCCUCCUUCAAAUUCGUAUUCUGGGUUUGGUGCACAGUUGAGCGUUAAUGAGAAGCAGAACCCCGCAGCGAUUUUCAAUAGUGCUUUCGACAAUUUGGAUCCUUUUGCCAAUUGGCCACCAAAGCCAAGCAAUUCUGCAAGCAAUUUAGCGUAUGUAACUGUACCAACACAGAGUCAUGAUAUAUCAGGAUCCGGCAUGAGCAGCAUAGAAUCUUCUACUGGGCAAUCGAAGCCACAAUGAACAGACUGGUGUGCCCAUGAAUAGCCAAUCUUUUGGUCAGUUGAAUCCUGCAUAUGCAUCAGUCGCUGGAGAAUCAGUCUCGGACUCAAGUACAAGUCACUUCAUCUCCAGUGGUCAUACUACUAAAACAACCGACCUUGAGUUCAUAUUCGCCUCUUCUCACCAUGGGCAGCCAACUCCUAGAACUGGAUCACCUCCUGCAACUGCCAUUGGAAGAGUUCAUCGAAGGAAUCAAGGGAAUGCAGGAUGAUCAAAAUCAUAGCAAGGAUCAUCAGAGCAACCUCCCCUAUCAGAGCCGACCGAAUAAAGUCCAAGGUGGAUUAUUGAGUUGAAUGGUAAUGAUGUGGAUUUUCCCUUUUGGCCAUAUAAAAGGUCAGGAUAGAUCUAAAAAGAAGAUGUAUUCUUUAUGCAUACAGUAAUUUACUGUUUAAAAUGUGGAAAUUCUGAUGGGAAGUAAAUGGAAAUUUUGCCUGUGCA
Molecule: messenger RNA, 6161 nt
Organism: Musa acuminata subsp. malaccensis (wild Malaysian banana)
Lineage: Eukaryota; Viridiplantae; Streptophyta; Magnoliopsida; Zingiberales; Musaceae
Source: RefSeq, a predicted model, not a curated record